Molecule: messenger RNA, 750 nt
Organism: Seminavis robusta
Lineage: Eukaryota; Bacillariophyta; Bacillariophyceae; Naviculales; Naviculaceae
Source: the annotation of a GenBank genome assembly
AUGGGUCAUUAUGCCUUUGUUGGAGGUGUCAACAAACGACUUAACCAGCUUUACAAGGAAUAUGGCCCUACAGUCAAGGAUCCUCCCUCUGUUAUUGAAAACGUAGAGAAUGAAUGCCCAUGGGAUGAACGCACAUGCUCAGCUGCGGCUGAAGAAGGAAAUUUGGAAUUGCUGAAAUGGGCUCGCGCGCAGGGAUGCCCUUGGAAUGAUACUACUUGCAAAUCUGCUGCGGGACAUGGUCGCUUAGAACUUCUGAAAUGGGCUCGAGAGAAUGGAUGCCCUUGGGAUGAAGACACAUGCUUAGAGGCAGCGGUGAACUGUCAAUGGGAAAUCCUGAAAUGGGCCCGUGCGCAGGGAUGCCCAUGGGAUAGAGCGGAAAUUGAAGAUUUGACGUAUGCCUUUGAGGAGAUUCGGCAGAUCGCUCGUGAGAAUGGCGAGGAGUCAGAGGACGACGAGGGCAUUUAUUUUAAAUUGUGAGGCUCAUGAGAAUGCCGACCAAUGUCGUGUGCUGGGUUUGCUCUGCGAUCUUGGCAUGAAAUUCACAAAAAUGUCAUUUAAGAUUGUUCGAAGGUGGUUGCGCGAUGAGAAGAGAUGCGACUGGGACAAGUGAACAUUGCCAAUGUUGUCGAAGCUCUUCGAAUAGUACAGUGUUCGAAACUAUCCUAUCGCCGGACACUUUAUGUUUUCUACAUACAUGCAUACAUGGCUGUCUGCGCUUAUCCAAAAGCUAAAAUGUGUAGACAAUGUUUA